AAUAACUAACAUCUAAUUUCCACGUUAUUUUUAUGCUACGUAACGUGUUAGUUUCGAAAAGGUAACAUUUACCCAACAACAACUUAUAUAACACUGUCCACUGGGUUGAAAUUUGUUGAACGGGCAAAGCAUAAAGAACAAAGCAUAGUAGCGACAUUCGCAGCGACUUGUCGAAUAAAUGCUCACAUGGUCCGAAAUCGAUUAAUCAGCGUCGACUGCUCGUGAUAUAUCUGUAAUCACCCAAGGUCAUCUAAAUACGCAAAUGGUUCCAUUUCAUAUGGUGACGAAAAAUUGACUCCUCUACCCAAGAUAUUGGCUUUAGAUACAUUUUUUAAUCACCCAAGGUCAUCUAAAUACGCAAAUGGCUCCAUUUCAUAUGAUGAAGAAAAAUUGACUCCUCUACCCAAGAUAUUGGCUUUAGAUACAUUUUUUAAUCACCCAAGGUCAUUUAAAUACGCAAAUAGCUCCAUUUCAUAUGGUGAAGAAAAAUUGACUCUACCCAAAAUAUGGCUUUAGAUACAUUUUUUAAUCACCCAAGGUCAUCUAAAUACGCAAAUGGCUCCAUUUCAUAUGGUGAAGAAAAAUUGACUCCUCUACCCAAGAUAUGGCUUUAGAUUUUGCGACGUUGAAAUCGGACUUUCUAUUUCAUUAUUUGCUCCUUAAUGUUUUUAAUAACGGAGAGUAAAUCCGGCUUAGCUCGGUAGCUAGAAAUCCCGUAAAAGCGUUCCACUUCACUUCUAACAGUUUUUAGCCUGUCAUUCUUGAAGUUCUUAAUACGAAUGAAUCGUACGCAUGAUUUGUAAACUAUUACGAGUACGAUCGUAAGCAUAACGAAGCCGAAGGUAUUUUUAAAGUGCAUCGACAAGGACGUUGGAGAGGAUGAGGACGUUGAACGCUCGUUCGCGUGGAUUGGUUGAUAUGUCGCCACGUGACCACGUCUAACCAAUGAAGCGCGACGGCUGCACUUGGCCGUAUCCGUUAUCAUCCGUUAUCGCCCACGGGUAUCGGCGGUAGGUCGUUAAGCGGCUCCGUUUGACAGUCGUCGAGGCAAAAGAACUCGUUCGGCUGUCAAACUAGCGGCAGCAUGCCGGUUCGGAAAACAGUCUGGACCAAGGCGAGGCGAUCGUGCCUACCGGCGCCAUAGACGACGAGAAAAGCGAGAAAAGAAUGAGGUUAACUUUUCAUAGAUAAGGUACAAAACGUGGAGCUUAUCCACUCGUAAAGGAUAUUUUCACGGUUGGCUUGUGAACCAUGCAAGAAUCACGAUGAUGAGACGCAAUGUAGUUAGUGUGAUUAAGUUUAUUUUUUUGGCGGCAUUCACGGUACUCCUGACAGUGGUAGUGUUUCGAUAUAUGAGAAGACCUCGGCCCUACAGUGGUAAUUCUCUGAGUUUGCCUCUACAGAGUGGAGCUGGAUCGGAGCUUGAUUCCGGUCGAUUGGAUUCUGACAAAGGGCAAAAUGUUGCUUAUUUCAAAGAGACGGAGGACGUCGAUGGGAAGAUCGACUGGCACGAUUAUAAAAAGAUUCAAGAGGAUAAGAAAAGAACGGGAAUGGGCGAACAAGGAAAACCAUCUUUUCUCUCCCCUUCGGAAGAUUUAUUAAAAGAAAAACUUUAUCAACUUAAUGGAUUCAAUGCCGCGCUUAGCGAUGCGAUAUCUGUAAAUCGAUCCAUUCCCGAUAUCAGGCAUCCAGAUUGCCAUAGGAAAAAGUACUCAAAGAAACUUGACUCGGUUUCUGUAAUUGUAUCGUUUCAUAAUGAACAUUUUAGCACUUUAAUGCGAACUUGUUGGAGCGUGAUUAAUCGAUCGCCUGCCUCGUUAUUACAUGAAAUUAUUUUGGUGGAUGAUGCUAGUACGAGGACAGAACUAAAGAGCAAACUGGAUGAAUACGUGGUAAAACAUUUGCCCAAAACGAAGAUAAUCCGGUUACCAAAGCGUUCCGGACUCAUUAGAGGACGUUUAGCUGGAGCAAAGAAUGCUCAGGCUAAGGUUUUGGUAUUUCUAGAUUCUCAUAGCGAAACAAACGUAAAUUGGUUGCCUCCUCUGUUGGAACCGAUAGCUCAAGACUAUAAAACGUGCGUCUGUCCCUUUAUAGAUGUAAUUGCCUAUGAAACGUUUGAGUACAGAGCACAAGAUGAAGGAGCCAGAGGUGCUUUCGACUGGGAACUUUACUACAAAAGACUGCCAUUACUUCCCGAGGAUCUGAAGAAACCUACGGAACCGUUUAAAAGCCCCGUCAUGGCUGGUGGAUUAUUUGCUAUCAGUGCCAAAUUCUUUUGGGAGUUGGGAGGAUACGACCCUGGUUUAGACAUAUGGGGAGGCGAACAGUAUGAACUAUCUUUUAAAAUUUGGCAGUGUGGAGGACAAAUGUACGAUGCUCCCUGCUCUCGAGUUGGACAUAUCUAUAGAAAAUUCCCACCAUUUCCUAAUCCAGGUCGUGGUGAUUUUCUGGGGCGUAAUUAUAAGAGAGUUGCGGAAGUAUGGAUGGAUGAGUAUGCAGAAUACAUCUACCGCAGGCGACCUCACAUGCGAUCGAUAGAUCCUGGCAAUCUAACUGAACAAAAAACGCUACGAAAGAAACUUCAUUGCAAACCGUUCAAGUGGUUCAUAGAAAAUAUUGCUUUUGAUCUCAUUGAGGUAUAUCCACCCAUAGAACCAGAUGACUUUGCUCAUGGUGAGAUUAGAAAUAUCGGAGUUUCGGAACUUUGUCUUGAUUCUACGAACAAAAAGAAAGACGAAGCAAUUAAAGUGUUUUUUUGUAAAAAAGAUAAUCCCUUGAUAUCUAGAGAUCAAGAAUUCCGACUUACGUGGCACAAGGACAUCCGACCAAAAAGCAGAACCGAUUGCUUAGAUGUUUCUAGAGGAGAUCCUAAAGCUCCUGUAACCCUUUAUCCUUGCCAUGGCAAACAAGGAAACCAAUUAUGGCGCUACGACGUUUCGAAACAAUGGUUGAUCCAUGGAUAUACACCAAGGUGCCUGGAUGCUGAUCCAGCUAGCAGGAAGGUCUUUGUAACUGCCUGUGAUCCAUCCUCCACUACUCAAAAGUGGAGAAUAGAAGUUGUUAACAUGAAAGCGAUCAAUAAUUGGGACAACGUGGGACCUAAAGUUUAAUUGUUAACAGUUUUAUCGCAAUCACGCAUAUUUUCUCUCAAAAGCAAGCCCUUUCGUGACAGUGAGGGGACUUAUCGUGAUGGUUUAGAAAUAAUUCUCUAUAAUUAUAGUUUCUAUUCAGUUAUCAUCCUAUCGGAAAGUUGACUAGUCAUUAUAGAUCAUCGAGGACUCAAAGUGAACAAAUUUUUAAUGAUAUCUUCAGGUUAGAAGUCUUCGAACAGUCACCAGAGAUUUUCCUAGAUUUUACACAUUAAGUUCCUUGUGAGCUCUUUACGAUAAUUAUGUGUUACAUGUCACUCUACUAGUUUUUAGUAGACAAGACUAAUAUCAAUCGAUCGAUAAAGAUAGUCAUAUUCUUGUAUUCAUAACCUGAACGCGUAGAGACAACGAACUUUGGUGCAAUAACAAAUUUUAUGUCAAACGCGAAUCUCUUUCCUGACAGAAAUCGCUUUUAAUCCUUUCAAUGUAAAUACUGUAUACAUGAUCUGUUGUGCCUUAAAUCCAUUAUCAAUGUAGUAUCAAGGAUGCAAACAUUGCGUGCGUUGAAUUUACGGUGAAACUGAUCCAACGCUCGAUUAAAUUUAACAGAUUCAUUUACCCAGUUAAUGGGAAUUGACGUACAAGCUUAGUAUGAAAUAUAAUUUUAAGAUUUCUAAAUAUGUCAGCAAAAAGAUUCUGCUAUAUAUUAAAAUCGUUAAAAACUUGAUUAAUUCAAGUAAUACAAUAGUAGAGGACAAAUGUGUAUCAUUAAAGAGAAAUAAUAUGGUGUGGGCUGUGUUCGAAUUUUUUAUCAAGUGAAACUACUAAUAAGCUACGUGUAGAAUGAACUGGCAAAUACGCCUUUACAAUUACUUAUCUAUUACAGUUGACGGUAUCAUUAGUUUACGUUAAAUAAGAGCAACGAUCGCGGUUAAUAAUAGUUCACUUUUCGCAUUUAUAUUCCAUGAGAGUAUUGUUAAGAACAUUCUUUAAAUAAGUGUUAUCAAUAUCAUUCCAGACAUUCCGUCUGUUAUUAAUCGCAACUAUUUUUAUAUUUGUAUCAUAUGAUUUCAUACAUUUUUAUAGAAAAUACAGUAUCUAACUACUCGACUGACUAUAAAAUCCACUAUUCUCCCCCGAUUAUCUUAUCACAGGCACGUUUCAACGAUAAUGAAUUUUUGUUAACUUUCGUCUUAUCGGAGCACUUUUAACAUGCUUAUGUUUGUGUAUCAGUAAAAUAGUCAACCGUUUGCUCAAACCAAGUGCGUUGUGUAGACUCGUACCAAAGUUUUAUAGUUGGAAGUGCGAGUUUACACUCAUUAUGCCUUGACAUUGUACAAUGAAAUCAACAUUAUUAACUUCUA
Molecule: messenger RNA, 4453 nt
Organism: Orussus abietinus
Lineage: Eukaryota; Metazoa; Arthropoda; Insecta; Hymenoptera; Orussidae
Gene: Pgant6
Product: N-acetylgalactosaminyltransferase 6
Exons: 2
Coding region: 1266-3110 (614 amino acids)
Cellular component (GO): Golgi apparatus
Source: RefSeq, a predicted model, not a curated record